Messenger RNA from Mycosarcoma maydis (corn smut), 558 nucleotides. RefSeq lists its product as uncharacterized. The record is from RefSeq and is a predicted model, not a curated record. The transcript has 2 exons. Lineage: Eukaryota; Fungi; Basidiomycota; Ustilaginomycetes; Ustilaginales. The coding region runs from base 1 to 558 and encodes 185 amino acids.
AUGACUCGCGCUGAAGUCGCUCCCCACUCUGUCGCUGAACUGCAGCGCGACCGACAAUCACAUUCUCUUCCUGGCUCCUCUGCAGGUCCCAAUAAAGGCGGCGCACGAGCUCUCGAUGGCGCCGCCGCCCUCGGCUCCGAGAUCGGCGCUGAGCGAGACGCUCGCCGAGAGAUCGCCCAAGCUCAACGUGAAGGUGACAAUAUCUCCGGACCCACCAACCCCAACGCCUCGGCCGCCAGCCUAGGUUUCGGUCAACUCAACGGCGCCGAACAGGGAAUCUCCACUCCUGGCCAGGAAAAGCGAGACGCAAUGCAGUCGGAGAGGAACCAGGAGUUCAGCCAGGACCAACCCGAUCUGCGAAAGCUUGCUGCUAGCAGCGCCGGGUCUGCUGCUCACAACCAGAUCGGUGGGGGUGACUUCAAAAGUACGGGUGCGAGACAGCCAGAGGACGUCCUCGAGACGGUCGGCAGGAGUACCGGAACGGAAAGCGGUACAGGUGCAGUAGGUGCAGGCGAGAUUGAGGUCGGAAGGGACGCAAGCACCACUCGCACUGCUUAA